AUGAAGAGGAAGUGGGCCAUGGCGGCCCCAUGGACCCCAACCACAACGUCGCAUGAGUUAAGGGCCCGAAAAGUCUUUGCAAGCUCGGUCGUCUUUACGGGCCGGAUGACCUCGACUUCGAACCCGAUAUCCUCCGCGGCCCGAACCAACUCGCCCUCGUUCGUGAUUGCCCUCGACCCGUUUCUUGAAACAAUCACGAGUUUCGGUUUGGUCAAAUCACGGGUUUCUACUUUCGUCGCCAGCGUGUUGACCGACGUGUUUGACUUUGACCGGGCCUCGCGCUCCUCGUCUUCGAUCAAACCCUUGAUGCGCGGCCAAUAG
Striga asiatica is the source of this 321-nucleotide messenger RNA. NCBI's taxonomy places the organism in Eukaryota, Viridiplantae, Streptophyta, Magnoliopsida, Lamiales, Orobanchaceae. The record is from the annotation of a GenBank genome assembly.